AUGGUAUUAAAAUUUAAAGAUAAAAGAGAUUUACACAUGUUAAGCACAAAACAUACAGAUAAUAUGGUUAUGGUUCCAAGAAGAGAAAAUAAAUCAAAGCCAGAAGUAGUAUUAGAUUAUAACAGAUGUAAGUCUUUUAUUGAUCUUUCUGAUCAAAUGGCUUCAUAUGGCUCACCUCUUAGAAAAUCAUUAAAAUGGUAUCGUAAAGUAUUUGAACUUCUUCUGAAUACAUCAGUUGUAAAUGCUUUAUGUUUGUUUCAAAAAACAACUGCAACACGCAUUAAGAUAACUGAUUUUAGAUCAAAUUUGAUAAAAUAUCUGACAUUCAAACCCAAUAUGAAUCAAGAACUAUCAAACAAACAUGUACUCACAACAGCCAAAAGAAACAGAUGUGUUCAAUGUUACUUGAAUAUUGCUCAAGAAAAAGGAAGAAAAUAUUCUCAAAGUCAUUGCAAAAAAGUCACAACAAAAUGUUUUAUUUGCAACAAACAAUUAUGUGUUCCUUGCUUUUUUGUAUUACACAAAACAUAG
Molecule: messenger RNA, 531 nt
Organism: Acyrthosiphon pisum (pea aphid)
Lineage: Eukaryota; Metazoa; Arthropoda; Insecta; Hemiptera; Aphididae
Exons: 1
Coding region: 1-531 (176 amino acids)
Source: RefSeq, a predicted model, not a curated record